This is a messenger RNA of Hydractinia symbiolongicarpus, 3448 nucleotides long. RefSeq lists its product as uncharacterized. The transcript has 20 exons. NCBI's taxonomy places the organism in Eukaryota, Metazoa, Cnidaria, Hydrozoa, Anthoathecata, Hydractiniidae. Gene Ontology annotation, biological process: signal transduction. The record is from RefSeq and is a predicted model, not a curated record. Bases 433 to 2796 code for a protein of 787 amino acids.
AAGAGAUGGACAAGUCAGAAUAAAAUCAAUCACAGAACUUUAUUUAAUGCACAAUAAUAUAAGAAACAGGGAUGCAUUGCAUUAUCAAAAUGGCAACAUUCCCUGGAGAAUCGGCUGAGCCAUUCUGUGCUUACUUUCUAUAUAAUCAUAUAUAAGUUGUAACUUAUUUGACUUUAAUUGCCUUAAGGUGCUAAAUCUCAGAUACAAAAAAUAGCCUCUUAACGAUUUAAAAGACUUUUAUGACUUUCAAUUGUUUUAAAGAACACUCAUUACAAAGAUUUAAUUUCUCUUGAAAUUAAAAAAGAAUUUAACAAUUUGGUGAACAUAUGCAAGAUAAAAAAGUUUGAAUACAUUGUUUACAUAAAUUAAACUUAAUAUUUUUUUUAUUAACCUAUCUUAUAAAAUUUUGUUUUUUUAAGAACUAAAUAAAACAUGUCUGCUGAAGGAAUUAUUGAUGCCAAUGGAAACCUAGAUGGAUUCAAAAAAGAAGAAGAGACAGGAGAUGAUACUUCAUUUGACUGUGACACAUCAGCAGUCAGUUUUCGAUGUGCAGCUCCCAUAAAUCAAUCAGUAGCAACAUGUGUCACUGUUUAUACCCCAAAAGUACCAAUUGUUCUUGAAAUGCCAAAUUUUGUAGUAUGUGAACAAUCUGCUCCUACAGUGGCAAUGGACGAUGAUACUCAAAUAAUCACAAAAAUCGAGAAGACCUAUUACACACCUGAAAGAGUAUCAAAAGAGGUGCUUGACAGCGAAAGACAAUCCUUCAAAGCACUCUGCGACCUUCCAAUUGAACACUCGAAUUGGAACUGUAUAAUUGAAAGUCUUCAGAAUGUUUACAAGUUUUUUGUCCAUGAGUAUGCAAUGAUAAGUAAAGUAUCGCUUGCACAAAUCAUUCCUGCAUAUUGGUGUAGAGUAUUCAAAAAGCUUCUCAGACAUACUUGGAUUGCAGUGGAUGUGGAUUUUGACAGUCUUCUACAUUCAAAGGAUGAAUCUUGGAUGCAGUAUAUAGCUGAUCCUGACCUGGAUAAUAUAUCCCCACCCGGACUAUUAAUGGUUGUUUUAUUUAUGGACUUAAGCAUAGUAACGAAUGUAACAGACUUGGGUUAUGACCAGAUGCGUCAAUGUGUUGACGAUGACUUGUUGUAUUUAAUUUUUAAAUAUGUUUUUUCCCAUGUGCAAUGUUUCGACAAUGAAAAGAACAAUGCAAGAAGACUACGCUCUUUGUGCUUAUCCAUUGUUUACAACUGCGCACGAAACCCUGCUAACAGAAGUUCAUAUCGAAGCAAUUCCUUUCUUGAUGGCAUCCAAUCUUUGAAAGUAGAAGUUUCUUUUAGAAACAAGAAUGAAAAGAUAACAAUGGAGAGGGAAGAAAACAGCAUCUAUGUAUUACUGAUGAAUAUAUUUCAUUUGACCCAACUGGCGCUGAAAAACACUGAAUUUCAGGAAGGUGUUGACAUGCAGUAUUUUCAAAAAGUGCAAAUGAAUGCUGUUCUUAGUUUGGCACAUUUGUUUGAGGAAGAAGUUGAUGCCAUGCAAUUGUCAGCUACUGAUGAAAUUAUAAUGUAUCUACAAAAACGUAUAAGUGCUGCUCUUGUGUCACCAAACUUUAUCGAUUCAACCUUUUCGUUAGAAGAACUUUUAAAUGGGUUGGAAAAGCUUGCUGUGAAUGAGGAUAACCAAGAAAAGAUGGUGAUGGACGGAGUACUUGUGUUAAUGUUUGAUGUCCUUCACUAUUCCGAUCUUCCAAAUGCAGCUUGUACUGCUGCUUUAAAAGUACUAUGGCAACUUUCAUUUAAUCAUGCUUCAAAAAUCCAGGAGUCAAAAAGGUUAUUAGAUGUUAUUCGCAACCUCAAGCAUCACAAAAAUGAUGAUAUACGUAAAAGCGCUGAAGGUGUUAUGUGGGAGUUAGAAGAUAGAGUUAAUUCAGAACAAAAAAAAUCUACAUCGGGACCCCAGAAACAUAUAAUGUUAAGUUAUUGUUGGGCUCAACAAGAAACUGUGAAGAAAGUUGCUUCGUUGUUAAAAAAAGGUGGUUUCAAUUUGUGGCUUGAUAUUGACAGAAUGACACGUUCAACGAUAGAUGCAAUGGCAGAGGCCGUUGAAAAUGCAGAUAUAUUUUUAAUGUUUAUGUCGAAAAACUACAAAGAGAGUGCUGCUUGUCAGUCAGAGGCGAAAUAUGCAAGAGUGCGAAAGGUUGAGAUUAUACCAAUUAUGCUUGAAGACCAGUGGAGAGCUGAUGGUUGGCUUGGUUUUAUCUUGGGUGACUUACUUUACUUUAAAUUCCCUCAAGAUGAUGAAAAAGCAUUUUCGAACAAAUACCAUGAACUUUAUACAGAAAUUAGUAGAUUCUACGAAAAGAAAGGCCUUGUUAUACCAGCAGUGGAGAAUGUGGAAAUAUGUAGUGUAGAUGCGCCAAGUAAAGAGGCUAAAGGAAAGAAUUCUCACAAACCUGGUAGAAAACUUUGUUCGCCCGUGCGUAUUAAACCAAAGCAAGAUAAUCCAGUUGAACAGGGAACUAAUACUUUAGGUCUGGAUUUGCCGAAAACACCAAGUGGAAAUAGUCCAAACACGUGGGACGAACAGAAAGUUUGUGAUUGGUUGGCACAAAAUAGCAUAGACAGAAGCAAGUUUUGUUCUGAUUUAACAGUGGAUGGCGAAUUGUUGAAAUUUUUGUUUAAGCUGCAGGAUCAGCAUCCGAUACUCUUUUAUAAAUUCUUGGAAAAAGAUUUGGGUCUUAAAUCUCUUGAGGGCGUGUCCAAGUUUGUGAUUGGUUUGGACAACUUGUUUGCUGAUUAGAAUGAAUUUUACAGCGCUAUGAUGACAUACUGGUUCUAACAUGUGGAGAUUUAGUCCUUAACUUGAUGAAUUGAUUGAUUGAUUUUGUUUUUGUCUAUUGGUUUUUAUUUUUUUAUUUUUCUACAAAAAGUAUCUCUGUGGAUAUUAAAUAUUUUGAAAAUUACGAUUUGUCAAACAGUUUCAUUAAGAGUUGCGGUAAAAUUGAACAUUCACAUCCACCGCACAUAUUGACGUUCUUAGUGACCAGCAAUUAUGCCAAAAAGUCAACUGGAGUUACAAAAAACAUACGCAUAAGGAAGGCUUUGCUCUAUGUACUGAAACGUCAAAAUGUUAACAAAUUGGAUUUUUUGUCCUUUUUUAUUUAUUUAUUCGUAUGAUACAUGCUAAUAAUUCUUUUUAACGUAUGGUGUUAUUAAUUGGGUUUCUAUACAGAAAAAAAAUUCAUUCUACAUUUCAAUAUAUACUUAUUUAUUAUAUGGUAGAGUUUAUGAUUGUUCUCGAUUAAUCCGCUGUUGUCAUGAACAACUGUGUUGUUCUGCAAAAGUAGGCGAGACAUGUAAUUUUACUCAAUUUAAAUUACAAGUAGGUUCUUUUGUAUUUAAUUUUUGUAUUAAUCUUUUGAUAUUUAUGAAAUAUACUAUUUUUCAUUCAA